CAUCGCACUCGCAAUCGCAGCUCAAGCGUCAAUAAAAUGCAGGCGGCAGCGAAAUCAUACUCCACACCAGACACCACAGACCCGCUCACGGCUAUGGCUAAUGUUUCACAGGCCGUAGCUAUGCCGUCCUCCUCCCGCCGCCACGGUGGUCGCCACAGAGCAGAACCUCCCUCGCAUUCACCAGCGCCCAGUGAGCCGAGGGACUGGACGGCGCUGCCUCAGGACAUCCUGAUAACCGUCUUCCUCAAGCUUGGGCCCCGCGAGAUCAUGCUGGGCGCGGAGUUCGUGUGCACGACGUGGCGACGCGUAGCCGUCGGCGAGGCUCUGCUGUGGCGCCGCAUCGACAUGAUUUCGGCUUUUUACCCCGCCAGGCGCUCGAUGGCGCGUGUCGCGCUAGAUCGUAGCGCGGGGCAGUGCGAAGCCUUUUGGGAAUUCUGCGACAGUGAGAUGCUGCUCUAUCUUGUGAAAAGAGCACCCUGUUUGAAAAGCCUCCAUCUCUCAACUUUUAAUGGCAGCCAACUUGUUGCAGUGCUUAAGAAACUCCCUCUCCUCGAGGAUCUUGAAGUAUCUCCCUCGUUGUAUUUCUGUAGCACCGAAACAUUCUUGGAAUAUGUGUUUCAAGCUUGCCCCCUUCUCAGGAAACUCAGAAUCAGGUUCCGCACUGGUGGAUAUUAUUGUGGUGAUGACUGGAUGAUGAACGAGAUUAUAGGUACAUUCACAAGAAUGUCUGAACUACGCUCCUUAGCAUUGCUGGACUGUGACCUAACUGCUGAAGGAUUGACAGCCAUACUUGAUCACUCCCCUGUACUCGAAGAUCUCUACAUUACAGGUUAUUUUGAUGGUAUAAUGGAUGCAGAGCUAUGUGCAAAAUGUGCGAAAGUGAAGAAACUGACCCUUCCAGAUAUCUCGGACUCGGACGAAGAAGAGUCGGACGAAGAAGAGUAUUAUUGGGGCGUGUAUUAUGAAAACAGCAGCGAUUAUGAAUUUUAGAGAACUGAUCAUGGUGGAAGAGAUUUCCGUGAUUAUAAUAGCUGGGAGAUUCCUUGCAACGAAAUGGCUGUGCCAUCUGUCAUCAAAGUUUUAUAUACGUGAACUUGCCACUACUUGGGAUGAUCUUAAAUGCAGUUUAUCCUUUUGCAAAUGUAUGUCGUCAGUUAUGCAUGGAUGUUAAUGCUAGAUUUAAUUAUUUUCACUUUUUCAGUUUGGUGCUAGAUGUAUUUAUAUGGGUUCAAAUCUUGUUGCCACAA
Messenger RNA from Zea mays, 1247 nucleotides. RefSeq names its product putative F-box/LRR-repeat protein 22. Bases 37 to 990 code for a protein of 317 amino acids. The transcript has 2 exons. NCBI's taxonomy places the organism in Eukaryota, Viridiplantae, Streptophyta, Magnoliopsida, Poales, Poaceae. Gene Ontology annotation, molecular function: protein binding. The record is from RefSeq and is a predicted model, not a curated record.